Toxotes jaculatrix (banded archerfish) is the source of this 4259-nucleotide messenger RNA. RefSeq names its product SAM and SH3 domain containing 1b (gene sash1b). The transcript has 18 exons. Lineage: Eukaryota; Metazoa; Chordata; Actinopteri; Toxotidae. Bases 1 to 3432 code for a protein of 1143 amino acids. Gene Ontology annotation, molecular function: protein binding. The record is from RefSeq and is a predicted model, not a curated record.
AUGAGCCAGGGGCCAAAUCUCGUCCUUGAGUGGCUGUCAAAGCUCCAUCUGGCCCAGUAUGUGGAGUCGUUCAUCGACAACGGGUACGAUGAUUUGGAGGUUUGUAAGCAGAUCGGUGAACCAGACCUGGAUGCCAUAGGUGUCUGCAUUCAGUAUCACAGACACAGGCUGCUCACGGCAGUGCAGAGGCUAAAAGAGGAGCACAGCAGAGAAGCACCGGGCUACUAUUUCACCUUGGAACCUCUGGAUGCCUCUACGUGCCACAACACUUCACACACGAACAGAGGAGAGGAGGACUUCAGGACACUGAGGUCACACGCACAGACCAAAGGAAUACACCAGGCCUCCUGUCCUGGAAACCACAAUCUGAGAGUCACAGAUUGUAAUGACUUUGUGACGUAUCCCAAACUGAAACUGAAGGUACUGAUAAGGGAUAAACUUGCUAAAGAUGGGAUUAACCUGGGCGAAGCACCUUACUCCCAUAAGGAUGGCUCGGUGGGGAACCUUGAUGACCUGGCUCAGGAGUACUCUCAGUAUUACGGCACCUCCCUCAGCGACGUGUGUGAAAGAAUGGAGGAGCUGCGGAAACGCAAAGUAGUGCAUGAUGCAGAGAUGGGAAAGGUUGACUCAGUGGCCACAUCAGUGCAGCUUCGCUCUCAGAUCCAGGAAUCCCUUGGACUCAGCAGUGCCACGUCCACUCCAGAGACAGAAAGAAGGUUUCCUGUGCACAAAUCUAGCUCUGAUGAUGGAUCAUCAGGAGGAAAACUGGAUGGAAAGAGAAAGAGCAAGUCAUUUUGGCAGAGUUUCCGAAAGUCACAGAAAGGAGUGAUGCGUCAGAUUUCAAAAGGUGAUGACGUUGGUUUUGUGGCCAGUGAAAUUACCAUGAGUGAUGAAGAGCGUAUCCAGCUGAUGAUGAUGGUGAAGGAGAAUAUGAUCUCUAUAGAGGAAGCCCUGGCUCGGCUGAAGGAGUUUGAGAUACAAAACAGACACACGUGCAGGUCUGAUCCCUCAGAGUGGACCGAUCCCUCCAGUCCCAACACAAAUGAGUCGUUCAGCUGCAACCCCUGUGACAUGUCAGACAAUGAGCAAGAAGAACCUGUUACGUUCAGGAGGCUCCAUAAACUGGUCAACUCAACCCGGAAGGUGAAGAAGAAGCUGAUCAGAAUUGACGAGUCUAAGAGGCCUGGAGCAGAGGAGAGCCUAAGUGUAGACGGUCUUCCCUGUGGAGAUGCUAGCACCUCCCUGUACUCAGGUGGGCUGAAGAAGCCUGCGGUUUGCCCCAUGGACUCCCUGGCUUCAGCUCUGCAGGAGCAGCUCAUGUAUGAAAGGGACUCUGACAGCUUGACCACCUCGCCCUCCUCUAGCAGUCUGGACACCUGCAGCAGCCAGAAAAUCUUCCAGACCUUUAGCAAGUCUAGUGAGAGCCCUAUCCAUCAGGCGACAAAUGUAACAGAGGAGGUGAGGGAGGCGGGUGAGGGCAGUGGCUCUUCAUUUUCUGAAACAGAGGGUUGCCAUGAGGAGGAGCACAAACUUGCUCGCUCAGUGACUGAUGGAGAGCUCCGUCACCGCAUCCUCAGCCCGCUCAGCCACCACGGGAGAGCUUGUAGCUUUGGAGGAUUUGACCUGACCAGUCGCUCAGUGCAUGCAAUCCCCUCUGACAGUGGCACUAAAAAAGAUGGAGAUGGUGGUGGUGUGAGGGAUGCAGUGAAGUCUCCACCAACCUCACGUAUUUCCCUGGGCAAAAAAGUCAAGUCUGUGAGAGAAACGAUGAGAAAACACAUUUCCAAGAGAUACCACUGUUCUCUCUCUGAACAGUCAAGCCCAGACCACAUAUCCAGCUGCCCUCACUCACCUCAGAUAGACUCUGACUCUUUGGAGAAACCCAAACUGAAGCCAGGAGGGUCUGUAGAAAGCCUGAGGAGUUCCCUCAGUGGACAAAGUUCCAUGAGUGGUCAGACAGUGGGCACCACUGACUCCUCCAACAGCAACAGAGAGAGCGUGAAGUCCGAGGACGGGGAAGAGGAUGAGCUGCCUUACCGCGGGCCCUUCUGUGGACGUGCUCUGGUUCAUACUGACUUCACCCCCAGUCCCUAUGACACCGACUCCCUCAAACUGAAGAGCGGGGACGUCAUCGAUAUCAUCAGUAAGCCCCCGAUGGGUACGUGGAUGGGGAUGCUCAACGGUAAAGUCGGCACCUUCAAGUUUAUUUAUGUGGAUGUCCUGAAUGAAGAGGAGAUGAAGCCCAAAAAGACACGCAGGAGGAGGAGGGCCCGGCAACCCAAACCCACCUCUGUGGAGGAGCUCCUUGAUCGCAUCAACCUCAAAGAGCAUCUUCCCACCUUCCUUUUUAACGGCUAUGAGGACCUGGACACGUUCAAGCUGCUGGAGGAGGAGGACCUGGAUGAGCUGAACAUUAGAGAUCCCCAGCACAGAGCUGUGCUGCUCACCGCUGUGGAGCUGCUGCAGGAGUAUGAUGGAAGCAGCGACCCAGAGCGAGGCAGUCAGUCUGGAGGCUCACAGGAGAAGCUGCUCCUGGACAGGCGUGGCCUCAUGGGAGAUUCCCCGCGAGACUCAGGCUGCUACGAGAGUAACGAGAACCUGGAGAACGGGAGGGACAAAAAGGCUUCUUCAGCCCUGAGCAGGUCCUCCUCUGGUUUCGAGUCAAGUAACCUCUCAUCCCCAGAGUACCCUGCCCUCACCCUGACCCUGUCCUCCACCAGCACCAGUAAGACUUUACUCCACAGUAAACCAGGAUGCCAGCCCUGUGUCUUAUCGUCACUAAGACCCCCUAAGGACAGCUUAAGUCUCCUAAUCUCGGCAAAAGAUCAUCUUCCCAGUAGAGCCAUUGGAAGGAGCCAUAGCUGCAUGGAGCUAAGAAGAAAGCCAGCACUGGGGCCACUGAGGCGCUGCCUCUCCCUGUCUGACCUCCACAAAGAGCGGAAGAAAAAACUCAUCAACCCUAAAGACCGGAAUCUGACCCCAAGUAUCAAGACUAACAAGAGCACAGAGGAAACAGUAAAUCCUCAUUUUAAGGUGGUGUUUCCAUCCUCUGGAUGUAAUGUGGACACAGGCAGUGUGUUUGCUCCUAAACAAGGAGAAACAGCACGGAGCACACAUCUCAACCUGCCACCCACAGUAUGGACCAAUCACCCCGUAAAUACGCCUUCUUUGCCAAACUCACACCAAGAGCCUUCACUAGCAGAAACCGCCUGCAUGUACAACUACACAAACCACAUCUCUUCAGAGAAUAGGAGGAGUCAUUUAAUUUCAGCCACUUCUGAAGCCUGCCGGCUGAAAAUGAAAAAACGAAAGAAGACAUCGAUAAACUCCGUAAAUCUGGGAUCCCUGACGGAAGAAAGGCUCCAGCUGCAGGGUACUGACCUCAAAAUGGAGCCACUUCCUGAAAACUUAUUGGCAUCAGAUGUACAGUAAGGUGUUGUUUUACAUAUGUUAAUUGCUGCUGUUGGAUAAUGACCAUGUUUUGUUUUUUAGGAUGUUUGAAAUACUGAUUUUUUUUUUUUAAAUAGCCAAUGCUUUCUAAAAAUGUAAUCAUGUAUUAUAAGACCUACCAAAAUGCUGUUGUGUGACAUAAAACAUCUGAGAUGAAAACAUACACAAACGUAAACGAAUUAUGCAGCAUUUUAUCAUGUUUAUGUCCUGAACUAUGUAUUUACACCACAGUCACUAGUUCAGAUGUUCUCUAUUCAGUAGAAUUCAGUCUGUACAGAAAACUGCCUUUCUUUUUUCUUUUUUUUUUUCACCGUAAAUCCGACAAUUAUCCAUUACUGGAUUUACUGUAGAUCAACAUUUUCAGCAGAUUUUAAGAGUUAAUUAAUAUAUAUGGACUCUCCUUAACUGUUACAGUAGGAAAAGCACAGGAGUGAACAAUAAAUAAUAUUAUUAGUUAAACCUGUGCUUUUCCUUUUAUGACAUGUAAACUGUUGACAAAAAAUGUAAUAGUUGAACAACUGCAUUCCAACAAGUGGGCCUUUGUUUUUAGAUAUAAACAUGAAUUAUUUCACUUCAGUUUCAAAUCAGUGAUUUAUGUAGAGAAUUUUCUAGUUCAUUAAUUUUAAGUUUUCUUUGACACAUACAUUGUAAAAAUGCUAACAAGGCUGUUAAUCACCCUUCUACUCUCACAUCAAUAAAUUUUGGUUUCUUUGAAUGAAGUUCAUCACUCUGACAGUAGAUCUCUGCACCAUUACUGGCACCACAUUGUAAAAUUAAAGUAGUCCCAUACAUGAUAACCAUCAUCAUUA